UUAAAAAUGAAAUGGUUUUUAUAUGUAUUGAAAUUUAUUUAUCAUUUACAUUAUUAUAAAAAAAGAUAAAUAAUCAUAACAAUAUGGAAUACCAUUUCUUUCAUAUGUAUAGUUGGUAUUAUGAUAGAAUUUUUAUCUAACCAGGUGGAAACUAUUAUCAUUAUCCAUUGCUUAUCUCAUUCAUAAUAAACAUAAUCCUUAUUAAAUUCAUUAAUCACCUAUGAAAUUGGAUUAUUAAAAGAAAAAAAGAGAAGAAAAGACUGGAAUAGUUCAGUACAAAAAAAAAUUGAUCAGUCAACUCUAAUUCUUUCAAUAUUAGUGAGUGAAAUAUAAAAAGAAGAAGAGCAAAAAAGAAAGAAAGAAAGAAAAAGAAGAUAAUUCCAUUUGACUAUUUUCUUAUUAUCAUAGAAACUGUUCAUUUUAUUAUCCCUUUUUUAUAUGAUAAAGAAAUUGUAACAGAUAUAACUAUUAACACAAGAAAGGAAUUGUGUUUAAACAAUACUGGAACGUUUACUAUUACUAUUAUUAUUACUAUUUUAUCGAAUCAUUUUAUGUACUGUGAUCUUCUAUUUAUAAAUAUCUAUUAUCAUAUCCUAUGUAUCCAAUGGUUAUCAAUUUAGUUUAUUCAAAUUUAUUGAUUUCAUUGAUUGAUUGGAAUUAUAAACAACAAAUCAAUUUAAAUGAAUGCAAUAUUACAUAAUCAUCACCAUUACUUUGAUAUUAUACAUAGCAACAUAAUCUAUUAUCAUUAACACUAAUUUCUACAUUUUUAAUAGUAUUAUAUGAAUAAGAGAAUUCUUGUUGUUGUUGUUGUUGUUGACAAUUAUGAUCUCUUAAUUGAUUUUAAUGGAUAAUUAUUGUUUAUAAGUAGUAUAUGAUGCAUUUAUUCAUUUCCGAUCAAUACAAACUCAAUUUUUCAAAUGUGUCUACAUAAGAAAUUUCCAUAUAAAUAGUUCCUUUUCCCACAAAUUAAAGAACAUUCAUUUGUAUGAAAAAAAGGUUUUCAUGAUAAAUAGAUUCAUGUUAUCUUGGUAUAAACCAUUUAAUCAUCAAGUAUUACUUAUAUUUCAAAAGAUUACAUAGAAGAAACAAGUAAACAACAAACAAACAAACAAAACAUUAUUACAUAAUAAAUAAUAGCAGAAAUCCGGCUCCCUCUAAUACAAAUAAUAAUAAUAAUAAUAAUAAUAAUAAAGUGAUUUUACAUCAUAAUAUUUGUACUAAAUUAAAUGAUCAUCUUAUUCAAACGGACAAUAUUUUUGAUAUUAUCAUUGUUCAUUGUUAAUAUCUAUGCAAAUUGUUACAAUUAGAUCAAUAUAUCUUUACUGAAUUGAUCGGAUUUCCUACUACAUUCUAAAUAAUAAUCAUAAGAAGAAGAAGAAGAAGAAGAAGGAGAAUAACAAAAAAGAAAACAGAUCAUCAAAAAAGGGACCCAACACUUUACUAAACAUAUGGAUUCUUUAUCCUAAGUGUUUACUGACGUAUUAUAUUAUAUGAUUUAUACAGUUCAUUUUCUUUGGAUUAUAUCAUAUUAAGGAGACUAAUACAAUAUAAAUAUAACAGUAAUAUACCAAGAUUAUAUAUAAUAAUUAUCAAUGGCACGUGGAGCUGGUGGUUUAUUAGAUGGUGGAUUUGUAUUUAAAUUAGGCAGAUUAUUUAAAACUCCAUAUGGUGGAGAAGGUGUUGAUUUUAUUGAUCAAUUAAAUUAUCAAUUUACUGGUGGACUAAUGGUUAUAUUUAUAGCAAUUAUCAGUUUUCGACAAUAUGUUGGUAAACCAAUUCAAUGUUGGGUACCACAAGAAUUUACUAAAUCAUGGGAAGAAUAUGCUGAAAAUUUAUGUUGGGUAUCAAACACAUAUUUUUUAUUACCUAAUGAAGAAAUACCAACAGAUCAAGUAGAUUAUGAAAAAGUUAAAUUUAUUGGUUAUUAUCAAUGGGUUGCAAUAGUUUUAGCUGGUCAAGCUAUGAUGUCAUGGGUUCCACAUUUAUUAUGGCGUGUUGGUUCAAGACGUUUACCAUUAUUAUUAAAAUCAGCAAGAGAAGCCGCUAUACCAGAUCGUGAAUUACGUUUAAAAGCGGUAUCAUGUUUAGUAGCUACAUUAGAAGAACAAGCUGAAUCUCAAUCAAGAUUUCGACGAAUUAAAUCAAUAUUAACUCGUUGUUUAUGUGGUGUUACACCAAAUGCACGUUUAACUAUGUUAUUUUUAUUUGUAAGAGCAUUAUUUGUAGCUAAUUCAGUUGGACAAAUUUAUUUAAUGAAACGUUUUACCGGUUUUAAUAGUACCGUAUUUGGAUUAAGAUUAUUACAAGAUUUAUCAGCUGGUGUUGAAUGGGAACGAACUGGACAUUUUCCCCGUGUUACAUAUUGUACUAUAAAAGUUCGUAAAAUGGGUCAAACUAAACCAGCAAGCUAUACACUACAAUGUGUUUUGCCAAUUAAUAAUUUCACAGAGAAAAUCUACGUAUUUCUAUGGUUUUGGUUUGCAAUACUUGGUUUAUUAACUACAUUGAAUACAUUACAAUGGGCAUUAAAUACAAUAUUACCAUCACGUCGUGUACGAUAUAUUAAACAAUAUUUAAAAGCAUUAAGACUUAUAUCUAGUACAGAAGAACGUGAUUGUGCACGUUUUGUAAAUAAUAAUUUAGGCGCUGAUGGUGUAUUUAUACUUCAUGUUGUUUCAAAAAUAGCUAGUGAUCUUAUUGCAUUAGAUGUAACAGCAACAUUAUGGAAAAAUUAUCGACAAGCUAAAAUUACAGGAACAGAAGAAGAUGUCAAUCGAUUACUUGAAACGGUGAAUCGUGGUUCUUCUGUUGUCUGA
Molecule: messenger RNA, 2819 nt
Organism: Schistosoma mattheei
Lineage: Eukaryota; Metazoa; Platyhelminthes; Trematoda; Strigeidida; Schistosomatidae
Source: the annotation of a GenBank genome assembly